Lodderomyces theae is the source of this 756-nucleotide messenger RNA. RefSeq lists its product as uncharacterized. Gene Ontology annotation, molecular function: RNA binding. Bases 1 to 756 code for a protein of 251 amino acids. The transcript has a single exon. The record is from RefSeq and is a predicted model, not a curated record. Gene Ontology annotation, cellular component: nucleolus. Lineage: Eukaryota; Fungi; Ascomycota; Pichiomycetes; Serinales; Debaryomycetaceae.
AUGGUGAGACACAACAGACAGAUACUUACGUCAGGUAAGAACUAUGCUGAGAAACAAGCAAAGAAACAUGCAGUCAAUGAAGUCACGUUUGACAAGCAAAGCCGUGAAGAAUAUUUGACAGGGUUCCAUAAACGAAAAUUGCAAAGGCAAAAGAAAGCUCAAGAAUACAAUAAGGAACAGGAGAGGCUAGCCAGAAUAGAGGAAAGGAAACAAAUAAGAGAUGAACGUAAACGAGAUUUAGAGAAUCAAUUACGAGAGUUCAAUGAGAAGGCAAAAGAGCUUGCGAUGAUCAAUGGAGGGUUAGCUGAAGAGGAUAGCGAUGAGGAGUGGACCGGGUUUGAUGAAGAUGGGACCGAUGAGAAGUCAGCAACUGAUAAGCCAGUGUCAUUAAAGGGGAUUUUACAUCAUAAAGAAGUAUAUGAACCGAACUCGGAUCUCAAUGGGUUCGGUGACGAAACUACAGUAACCAUAGAAUCGAUAGACAAGCCACUAGGAAAUGGGUAUGCUGACUCCAAUGGUACAAGUCUUGAAGAAGUUGCCAAAUCAAACAAUGUUGAUUUGAACAAGUCGCAAGAAGUAUUGCAAGAUUCAGUAGAAAGAGCCAAGAAUUAUGCCGUGUUGUGUGGUGUUGCCAAACCUUCCAAGGUCGAGAAGCCAAAAACCAAAAAGAAGAAGUUUAGGUAUUUGAGCAAAGCUGAACGUAGGGAGAAUACUAGAAAGGAGAAACUCAAGAGUAAAUUUAAAGGAAAAAGGUGA